GAGUAACAGACACUCGGUGGGGGCUUCACAGAGUGCUUCUCCAGGGUGCUCCAGUAGGAGCUCUCUGACUAAUGGGGAGCUGCCUGAGGAGCAGAGCCCAGCGCCGGGUUCCUCCGCUCACCGUCUCUCCUCUAAGAGUGCUGGAAGUCCAGGAAACAGCGCAGACAAAGUAGAGUUGUCGUCAAAUGGGCCAGAGAGCAGUCACGGCGGUGUGGCCUGUCACACGCCUCCUCCACUCGCGCCGUCGUGCGUAUCCCCGGCUGCCGGUGGCGGCAGCAGCAGCAGCAGCAGUCCUCCUCCAGGACAGGACGUUCUGUGUCCAGCAGGUCCAGCAGAGCCCGGUCUGAACUCCAUGCCCAGCACCAGCAGCAGCACGGAGCAGACGAGCAGCAACACGACGACAGAGUCCCUCCCUGCAGGUUGGGAGCAGCGAGUGUUGCCUCAUGGCAGAGUGUACUACGUCGACCACAACACCAAAACCACAACCUGGGAGAGACCACUGCCUCCAGGGUAGGCAUGUUCAUGUGUUCAUCUGUGCUUU
Solea senegalensis (Senegalese sole) is the source of this 541-nucleotide messenger RNA. RefSeq names its product NEDD4-like E3 ubiquitin-protein ligase WWP2. The transcript has 3 exons. Gene Ontology annotation, biological process: hippo signaling; positive regulation of transcription by RNA polymerase II. Gene Ontology annotation, molecular function: protein binding; transcription coactivator activity. NCBI's taxonomy places the organism in Eukaryota, Metazoa, Chordata, Actinopteri, Pleuronectiformes, Soleidae. The record is from RefSeq and is a predicted model, not a curated record. Gene Ontology annotation, cellular component: nucleus; cytoplasm. The annotation marks the transcript as partial.